This is a messenger RNA of Dothidotthia symphoricarpi CBS 119687, 3090 nucleotides long. RefSeq lists its product as uncharacterized. The record is from RefSeq and is a predicted model, not a curated record. Gene Ontology annotation, molecular function: phosphorelay sensor kinase activity. Gene Ontology annotation, biological process: phosphorylation; phosphorelay signal transduction system. The coding region runs from base 1 to 3090 and encodes 1029 amino acids. Lineage: Eukaryota; Fungi; Ascomycota; Dothideomycetes; Pleosporales; Dothidotthiaceae. The transcript has 17 exons.
AUGCUGGAUUUGCUGGAACACGAUCCCCGGCCGACAUUCCUUCUCGAUGGGAUAAAAUCCUUUAACAGCUGCGAUAUCUCAACCUCACUGGCCUACUGGAACCAGGCCCUGGCUAGUGUCAAUGGCGGACAAGUCUUGAGGAGCAUCAAGAGCGAAAACGUCACUGUUAUUACGGAGGAGCGACGACCACUUCGCUCAGAAUUCCAAACCUGGAUCGUUACAGAGGGAGAAACUGCCAAGUCAUGUACCUGUUUUGGCUACAGAUGGACGAAGUUCCUGCUUACAAGCCAGUGGAUAGUCGUAUACGGAGCGCCGACAGAGACCUUAGAACUUAAGGUAAAAGCAAAAUCAAACAACGCUAUCCUUACCAACAGCAUUUUGCAGUCAAGUAUCGCAACAUUUAACUGGACUGGCAGACUCUCUGGUGCGAGGAUGUCACUACACUCUUUAAGGCUUCGCAGCAUUGCGAAUAUUGUGAUGCAGGACCUACAGCUAGCAGUUGUGUUCUAUAGUUCGGAUCUCACAAUGGUUUACAAUAAGAGUUAUGUCAAAUUCCUCAGAAACCUCCAUCCCUGUAUAGGUCUUAGUGCUCGAGUCGCGUUAGGUACACUUUGGUCUAAAUAUUACAAGCCAAUUAUAGUUCGGAACCUUAACAGUAAGACUGUCGAGCAAACAGAUCUAGCUAUUCAUUUAGCCCGCGAGGACAUCAAGGAGGAGAUGUACAUUAACCUAAAAUUUAUCCCAAUCCUGGAUGCAGACGGUGCUGCAGUGGGACACUACGUGCCCUUAACAGAAACUAUAAGCACUAAAGAGGUUAUUUCACGAAGGCAAUCUCAAACACUCCUACAGCUCAGCGAAGAAGCCCCACGAGCACGGGACAUUAAUUUGUACUGGGCUCUGGCCACGGAAGUGUUCUCACGCAACAACAAAGAUAUGCUAUUUAUUCUACUCUAUUCUGUUAAGUAUGGUUUGAACAACUUAAAUUUCAGUGCUACACGCAUGUUGGGAGAACACCAGCAGUGCAUGCUGCAAGGCUCUAAGGACUAUAGCUUUACGCCGUACUUUCGACAGGCCAUAGCUGCACGUGAACCAAUAACAGUCUCGUUUAACAAGGACUUAGCGGCUGCUAAAUUACUCUCUGUAAUAUGCCUACUUAACCCAACUUCGUUAAAAGACAACAUCCUUGGAUUCAUGGUCGUCGGCCUGAACCCCUGCAGGCCCUACAACAGUAACUAUAGCCACUUUAUUUCUAUAGUUAGUUGUAUGCUUUUAACUUUGUUAACAUCAAUUCUUCUUCACAAGGAUAAUAUCAGGCGUAGGGAGAGUGCUAUCGCAAACGUUGAGAAAGAAGUUCAGCAAAGUGUACAUAAGAUCUUUAUCCUAGGUUUAAAUAGCGUGUAUUCGUACCGAAAUAAAGCUUGGUAUAGCAUACUAGGUACGAAUGACCGAAGUCUUGAACUCGAUGUGGCCUGGGACAUACUUGUAGAUGACGAGUAUAUCCCUAUUGGUAAAGCUAAGUUUCAGGCACUCAUCGACACGAAGCAGCAUCAGUCAUUCGAAGCGCGCUUGAAGCGUACUUCUAUACAAAGUCUUGGUGAUUCACAACCGCAUGAACAGCCUGUUCAACAAAAAUUGGGUGAGCAGGUGCAAGCUGCCCAUGCUCUGAAUGCUCAGGAGUCCAAACGCCAGUUGGAGAGUUUCAUCGACACUACUUCCCAUGAGAUGCGCAAUCCUCUCUCAGCUAUCGUACAGUGUGCUGAUAGCAUUAUAAGCACCCACAAAGCUUUGGGGAGCGUCACAAAUCAUCAUCGGAUUAACCAGAGCAUUUCGGAAUCUACCAUUGAUGCUGCUGAGAUCAUUGUGCAAUGCUCCAAGCACAUGAAGACCAUCGUAGACGAUGUGCUCACUAUGUCCAAACUGGAUUCCGGGCUCUUUGUUAUGACUCCAGUGGAUGUGCAAUUGGAGUCCGUUGCGAGAGAUGCCGUUAAGAUGUUUGAAAGUGAGGCCCGAGCAGCUGGCGUAGUGUUGGAGCUUCGUUUCGAGGAUUCCUGCAAGAAACUCAACGUUAAAACUGUUUCACUCGACCCAACUCGGGUAUUGCAGAUAUUGAUCAACCUCUUAACGAACGCGAUUAAAUUUACUCGUCUCGAGGAGAAGCGACAUAUUACCGUCAUUCUCGGUAUCGCCCAUGAACGGCCGCUGCAACACGCACAAGACCACGUGGAGUUCAUCCGCACAUCGGAAGCCACAGAGGCGUUGAGUCUACAGACAGAUUGGGACAAAGGAGGAAAUGUAUAUGUCAUCUUCGCAGUGCAGGAUACUGGUCGAGGUUUGAGCGACCCUGAACGCGAUCUAUUGUUCGCACGUUUUUCGCAAGCAUCACCACGCACACACAUCGAUUACGGUGGUUCUGGUCUCGGUCUUUUCAUCUCAAGGCGACUCACCGAGAUGCAUGGCGGUGCGAUCGGGUUCGCGUCGAAAGCCGGUGUCGGCAGCACCUUUGCGUUUUACGUGAGAAGCCGCGAUGCCACCGUCUCACAGCAACAGGAAGAAUGCAGCAACGAUGCGGUUGACCUUAGCAUUCGCACUCAAGAGUCCUUCCUUUCCAGCCAGUCGCGCAACGACGGGGACCAGUCACCAGCUCAGUUGGUCAAUACCGAAGUCGCCGCCUCGGACCUCUACGUCCUCAUCGUCGAAGAUAACAUUGUUAAUCAACGCGUGUUAGCGAAACAACUUCGGAACGUUGGCAUCAAUGUCGCAGUCGCGAAUCACGGCGGCGAAGCUCUCGAUCAUUUGCGUACGACGACCUACUGCAUCACGGAUGAACCGCGCGCUGAUAGACUUUCUCUCAUACUGAUGGACUGGGAGAUGCCGGUAAUGGACGGCUUGACUUGCGUGAGGCGCAUUCGCGAGCUACAGCAGCAAGGUGUCGUACAUGGCCAUGUACCAGUCAUAGCAGUUACAGCAAAUGUUCGAUCAGAACAGGUUGAAAUCGCGAUGAAGGCUGGAAUGGACAACGUGAUUUCCAAACCAUUUCGAAUACCAGAGUUAUUGGCGUGUAUACAGAAGACACUCCGAGCCAUGCUGUAA